Molecule: messenger RNA, 1803 nt
Organism: Cyclocybe aegerita
Lineage: Eukaryota; Fungi; Basidiomycota; Agaricomycetes; Agaricales; Hemipholiotaceae
Source: the annotation of a GenBank genome assembly
AUGGAGUGCAGCAUACCGACGGUGAAGGGAUAUGAAGACCCUGGUCUACGUGCACGGAGAAUGUCGUUAGAAGAGGUUGUCUCGAUUCUGAGGGAGGAGGAAGGCGUGUGGUAUGAUGGAGUCGACUGGAUAGAGAGGAGAAGGAACGAGGAGGAAGAGGAAAGGCGGCGGAAAGAAGCUCAGCUUAGGAAGGAGAAGGAGUACGACGAAGACUCGUCAAUAGCUGCGAGCAGCCCUAGCAACAAGUCGACACCCUCGUCGACACACACGUCAAGUUCCUCUCAUUCAAAUGCGACGAGCCCCGUGCUAUCGACUACGACGCUGCAGACCACACCCUCACCCCCGCCGUCUAGUGACGUGGAAGGAGGUUUGGCGAGCAAGAAGGACGAGGACGGCUCUGCUCCUUCUCAGCGUGAAUCCGAGUCAGAGUCGGAUGCCGCCCCUUCUCGCCCUCCGCCUCCGCCUCCGCCUCCCAGGCCGAGGAUAAUCCCUGUUGACCCCGUCCGAUCCCCGCCCUUACUUCUCAGCAGUAUACCUUAUAUUCCAGUGACGACCGCCCAUCUACCUCAGUUCAGUAGCGACGCAAUUCGCAUCGUCUGGCGCGACGCCUGUGCGCCACUGUACCACUGUCGGUGCUCUAUAUGUGAACGGGCAAAGCUCGCCGAGUCUGCCGCGCGCGCAGCAUACGCGGCUGCGAAUGCUCCAACGAUCGUGCCGUCCCAGUAUCAAUACCAACAGCAACAACAGCCUGUCCGGUCCUACCCCCCUAUUGCUAUCCGCGGAAAUAUCAACAGUGAUAGCAAUGCCACCGUCAAUAUUGACGCUGCCGAGAUUGAGCUCAAGGAAGUGAGCGAGAUCGAGCUGGACGGCGAGGGCGAGGAGGAGGUGGACUAUGACGCGUCCGACCUGGAAUACGAUGACGAAGAAGAGGAGGAAGAUGAAGACGAUCUGCGCUACGCACGAUAUAUGUACUCGGCCUCGCCUGAGGUGGAGGCUGAGGUGGAUGUGGUCGACCUCGUCUCGGACGCCGAGGGCGAUCUCGAGCAGGGUCAUGAACGCGAGCAAGCACCGUCGCCCCGACCCAGGAAGAGGUCCUGCGACGAGCUAGAGCUGGCAGAUGCGCAAGCCGACGCGAUUGAAGCCGGUCAGGACCCGGACGACAAUUCCAUUGUUGAAUCGCCUUUCUUUCGUCGGGAUGAUAGGCGAGAACAUGGGACGCCGCCGAAACGCGCUCGACUCGGAGACGUCGACAGGGAUCCCGUCAGCCCGUUGGAAGAAGACGGAGACGGACUUGCAGGGGGAGACAUAGAUGGAGACACCGGGCUAUCGACAUUUCCUAUCGGUGUGAACCACGACCCCAUGGUUUCGCCUGUGGUUUCUCCGACCCGAUUACGAAAACGAAGCAGCGAAGAGCUCGAGGACGGGCCCGACGAUCAACAAUACGUUUACGUUCACGCCCAUGGGGUGGGAUCGGAAUCGGGGCAGGGUCCUCCCGGUAACGCCUCGAACAAGAGGGCCAAAGUGGACCAUCCGACGUCGCUUGUGGCCAGUCCUGCUAGUCUCGCGUCGGAUUUAAACGGAGAGGGCGAAGACCGAUCAGCGUUGGGGGUGGGGUUAGGCGGUAAGGGCAAGGCUGCGUGUUCGCCCGCUCCUCCCAGUGCGGUGGUUGGUACCCUGCUUCAGGUAGAGGAAGUACCGGCCGAGCGGGAGGAUGAGGAAUGCGAGGAGGAAAUCGACAAGCCGUACCUGCCGCCCCGGAUGUGGUCGCGGGCGCCUUCCCACAGGGCAGGCCCGACAGGCUGA